AUGUCAUAAAUAGGACAUGACAUUAUUAUUGGAUGCUUAGAUGAAAAUUUGAUAUUAAUCAUAACCAGCGUAAUCCUCUUCUUUUUAACAUUAAGUAUUGUAUUAACAAUAUAUUCAUAGUCAUCUAUCUGAAUUUGAUUAAAUAUAACAACUAUUUUUACAUUUCCUAAGUUAUAUAGUGUUGUUUCAUUAUUUAUAGAGCCUAUUUUUACGGUUCUGCUUAACUUUGGUCUUCAUUUUAAUUACUUAAUGCUAAUUUCAAGAAAAAUUAACCAAAAUCAAUUCUUUGCUACUUUUUAACUCUUUUAUUAUUUAUACUUGUUUAUAGUUUACAAUAUUAAGCAGCUUUAGAAUUAAAUAUGGGUAGUGAAAUAUUUUAAUGCUUUUGUUAUAUGAUUUAUUUCAUCUAUUAAAACUAGAAACCAAAUGAAAAUUUAAGUCUAAUGGAUGAGAUUUUGUUGAAUGAAAUUAAAAAAAAUUGCUUUAUAUAAAUUUUUGCAAAAAAUAAAAAAUUAGCAUUUACUCAUCCAUAAACAGAUGAAACUAAAAAGUUUGAAUAUAUUUAAAAUAAUUAACAAUAUAUUUGUUAAUUCAAAGUUUAUAUGAAUUAAGAAUUAAGUAAUUCCCCUUCAAAUUAGAAUAUGUUGAAUAGAACAAAGAAAUUUCAUACUACUGAAGAUUUCAUAUCAUAUUUGGAAAUAUCUGAUUAAAUUGAUUCUGUAGGAAUGAAUUGGUAUAUAGCUACACUAAUAGAUUAGCAAACAAAAAUAAAAACAAAAUACCGUGUUACUCAAUCAAAAUAUAACAUUGAAUCAGUAGUGUUAUUUUUUAUAAGAAUAGAUCCUACUAUAUAUAGGAAAUCAUGUGAAAAAUUUUUACAUUUGAAGAAAGAUAUAUCAAAUAUUUUUACUCAUAAAUUAAAGACCCCUUUAAAUGCAAUCUUAGGACAUUUAGCAUAAGCUUAUUAUGAUUAUGAAGUAGAUUCUCAUAUUCAAAAUCAUUACAUCAAACCUGCUUAUAUAAAUUCAAAAUUAUUAUUAUUUUAAAUUCAAGACUUGCUUGAAUAUUUGAAUUCUGAUUAAGACAGUUACAGUUUAUAGAUAUGCAAAAUUAAUUUAAAAACUUUAUUGUAGUCAUUGUAAGAGUUAAUUCAUUAGUAAUGUUCAAUGAAAAAUAUUCAUUUACUCUUUACUAUAAAUGAAAUGAGGUAUAUUAAAUUAGAUAAGUAAAUUAUAUACUAAUUAAUUUAGUAUCUACAUAUAUUCAGAUGUUCUAAAACUUGAAAGAAUACUUUUCAAUUUACUAAAUUUAUCAUAUAGAAAUACAACUCAAAAUGGGAUAAUUUCUCUAAAUAUAAAUAUUGAUAAAGAUAAUGAAGAAGCUUUAUUUGCAAUAUAGGAUAGUGGACUGGAAUUAUCUUAAAAAGAGAUAGAGGAAAUAAACUAAUGGAUAGUUUGUGAUAAUAUUUUUAAACUAUCUAAAAAGAAAUCUCAUCAUUAAUAAGAAAUGUUUACAACUUUAUCAUUAACUAGUAAAUUAGUAAAAUCUUUGAAUUAAUUCAACAUUUAAUGUUUGUAAUUAUGUUUAACUUAGAAUAUUGGUAUUUUAUAUAAGUUUAAAAUUAAUAUAAAUAAGGAUAAAUCAGCUGAAAACUCUAUGGAAUAAUACACAAUUGGAUUUAUUUUGAAAUAAAGAAGUUCUAAAUAAAUUAAUACUCAUCAUUUUAUUUCUUAAAAAUCCAUCUUUUCUGGAUUAGAAUAAAGUGUACCAAUUUUAAAUGAUUUAAUAGAUGAACCAUUUGCUAAUAUACCAUUAGUUGUGUAAAUGAGAAUGCCAUCAAAUAGGAAUUGGAUUCAAAAAAAAAAAUAAGAUCAACUAUAAUUAUAGUUUUUAACAAUAAAUGAUCAAAUUACAAAAUCAAUAUUGAUUGUUGAUGAUGAACCAUUCAAUCAUGAUACAUUAAUUUUGAUGUUAAAAUCUAUGGGUUUUAGAAGUUUUCUAAAGGCUUUUGAUGGUUAAUAAGCAAUUAAUAUAGCUCUAGCAAAGUAAAAUGAAAUUUAGGUUGUAUUUAUGGAUCUUGAUAUGCCUAUUAUGGGUGGUAUAGCUGCAACAAAAUAUUUAGUUGAAGAGAUGAUUAAACUAAAUUUGGCAUAUUUUCCUAUUAUUGGUUGCACUGCACAUGGAGAUGCAGAAUCUAUAGAAUAAUGUUUAUAAGCUGGUAUGCUUCAUGUGGUUGUUAAACCUGUGUUUAUUAAAACUUUAAGAGAAACUUUUAAUUUAAUUUUAGAUGAUCCUUAAAAGAAAUCUUACAAUCGUGUUGGAUCCUUGUAAUUUUGA
Paramecium sonneborni is the source of this 2337-nucleotide messenger RNA. The record is from the annotation of a GenBank genome assembly. NCBI's taxonomy places the organism in Eukaryota, Ciliophora, Oligohymenophorea, Peniculida, Parameciidae.